UAUAACACAUCCGGCAGCAAUAAUCUUUCGAGCCUUAUAUAAGCAAAAAAAAAAAAAUUGCCGUGCAAAGUAAGGCGCACUGCGCAUGCCUACAAGGUGGCAAUUGAUUUUGUUGUGAAACAUUUGGACCCUCUAACGGCCAAGGUGACAAAUUUGCAAACUAUUGAGACGCAAAAAAAAAUCAGCAAAACAGAUUGCUAUUUUCGGCAUUAAUUUAGUUUAAAGUUUUUUAGGUGAAUCGCGUGAAACCGAGGAAGUUUGGUGUUUGGUGCAAGAUGUCCAAAAAGCUGCCCGUUCGCACACUGAGCGAACUGACGUUGGCGGAGCUGGCUGGCACAAUAGUGGGCGCGAUCGGUACCAUGGUGCAGACGAGCCAUGCGUUCGGUAUUCCGCCCGACUACACGCUCCUGAUGGUGGAGAUCAACUCGUACAUGGACAAUCUGGGUGCGACGAGCAACAUCUACGAGGACCUGCUGCGCGUGAUCCUUUGCUCGGACUCACUCGAAGCUUCGAUGCGAUUCUGCUGCAUGCAGAUGCUUCUGAACGAUGGCGUACAGUGUCUGGUGACGGAGAUCUUUCCACUAGCGUAUUACGAGCGGAUACUACAGGUGAUCGCGGCCCAGGGUCGCGGGCUGCGCCAGCUAAACAUGAAGGGUGUUUGGGUGAAGGAAGAGUGCAUGUGCUACAUGUUUGAGAUUGUGAAGCGUUUGCCGCACUUGACCAAACUGACCAUCCCUCACAUCGCGAACGAUAACCUGCUAAAGCACAUCGCCGACUACAGCCAAGGUAUCAGACAGUUGGACAUUAGUGGCGAAACUGACAUUACGGAAAUUGGCAUCGAGUAUCUUUGCUAUGGUGAGUGUCGAAACCAUCUCACCUAUGUGGAUAUUGGUUCGCUCGGAGAGGAAAACAUUUGCCACACAGACGUGGCCCUGUUGCUGCAGAACCUUCCCAACUUGGCCACCCUGCAGUCGUACUCGUUCGUUGGCCGCAGUUUGCAGUACAUUAUCGAGAAGAAAGAUGCUAACUUCCGGUGCCGGUUGGUGUACGUGCACGACACGGAAACGGAUGCGUCCACAUUGGAUGCAAUCGUACGGUCCUGUCCACGGUUGGAGCACAUCUACCUGGACUCACCGGAGGCGGGUAUUCUGGAGAAGCUGCGUUCGGUGAAGUUGCGCCGGAUGAAGCUGUACAAAUUUAGCUCGUACGAAUUGGUUGGCCUGAUGGAGCACAUCGGCAAAGCCCUGUACCAUCUGACCGCGAUCAAGGGGUAUGGACCGCUGGAGAUCGAUCGGCUCGUGCGCUCCUGCCCGAACUUGAUUGAUCUCGACUUCUACAUGAUGGAUUCGCUGACGUUCACGGGUGAUACCAGCUUCGGGAGCCUGCAGGGGUUGGAGAUCUUGAGCAGUCCCAUACUGAAACCGAGCUUGCGACGGUUCAUCUGCCACACGACCACGCUGCGUCGGUUGGCGGUCGAUGCGGUUACCUUCUCCGACGAAGACAUCAGCUCGAUGGUGAUCGAGCACGACUUCUAUCAGCUGGAAGACGUUUGGUUUACAUCGGCACCGUACCUUUCCAUCGCAGCCGUGGAGAUACUGAUGGACCGUUGUCCGGAGCUGCAGAGCGUUGGCCAGCUGAGCGGAUGGGCACUGACGCCAGAUGACGUGACGCUACUCCGUGGGAUACUGAAAAGCUGCAACUCCUCACUGAUCAUACAGUCACUUUGAUGGCGUACCGUGCGCAACCUGCCUAGGUACGAAAGCUCGCAAAAGGUUGUGAUGUCUAAAUCGAGAGAUUGGAAUUGGAAUUUAGAAUGGUUUUUUUUUUAAUUCCUGGUGGUAAAACACAGCGCACAACGCUGAAGUGAAAAUUCACAUCUUAAA
Anopheles moucheti is the source of this 1883-nucleotide messenger RNA. RefSeq lists its product as uncharacterized. Gene Ontology annotation, cellular component: SCF ubiquitin ligase complex. The record is from RefSeq and is a predicted model, not a curated record. Bases 276 to 1727 code for a protein of 483 amino acids. The transcript has 3 exons. Gene Ontology annotation, biological process: SCF-dependent proteasomal ubiquitin-dependent protein catabolic process. Lineage: Eukaryota; Metazoa; Arthropoda; Insecta; Diptera; Culicidae.